Messenger RNA from Fusarium odoratissimum NRRL 54006, 2351 nucleotides. RefSeq names its product origin recognition complex subunit 1. The transcript is spliced from 3 exons. Bases 576 to 2279 code for a protein of 567 amino acids. Gene Ontology annotation, biological process: DNA replication initiation; mitotic DNA replication checkpoint signaling; cell division. NCBI's taxonomy places the organism in Eukaryota, Fungi, Ascomycota, Sordariomycetes, Hypocreales, Nectriaceae. Gene Ontology annotation, cellular component: nuclear origin of replication recognition complex. The record is from RefSeq and is a predicted model, not a curated record. Gene Ontology annotation, molecular function: chromatin binding; DNA replication origin binding; ATP hydrolysis activity.
GUCUCCUGCGACGCGUGAAUCGUUGUGGCAGCACCUAGCACCGGAUAACGACAAAAUAAUGGCCCCCAUCAAUUCAGAAGAAAAUACAAAACGUCAACUGUCUAAAAUUCCCCAUGAUCUAUCAGACGAUGAGCUUGCGGACGCAGAACCAUCAUGGCAAUGGAUCUACAACUCUACCCCAACGACCGAACGAAGCGAUGGAACACAGAGCGAUAGAAAACGAAGAAAGGUAACAGGUGACAGGAUCGUCGGGGCGAGGAUUGGCCAAUUUGAAUGUAGAAUUGGAGACACUGUCAUGCUCAAAGCCGAUGGCUCUAAUGAGGCCUGGAUCGCCUUGAUCUGCGAAUUUGUUGAAGACGAUGGAGAGGGAGAGAAAGCAGCAAACUUUAUGUGGUUUUCGAGUGAAAAGGAGAUCCGAAGCAGGGACAAGAAACGAUCCGAUUACUACCCAGUCAGCUUUGAAACCCCUUGAGGCUGUUGAAUGUAGACUAAUCAAAAAUUUAUAGAAUGAACUCUACAUCUCUCCAUCAUGGGAUAUCAACCCCCUGGCAUCAAUCAACGGCAAAGCUAAGGUCAUGUCUCAAGAUGGUUUUCUUGCGAAAUACCCCCAGGGUAAGGUUCCUCGAAAUGAUCCAGACUUCGGUAAGGUCUUUGUCUGUCGACGAGGCUGCAAUACCCGCACUGCUACGUAUACAGACGAGUUUAUAUGGGAGGAAAUAUAUAGGGGCGAGCAUGAUUUGUUUGCCUUGAUGGAUAGGGUCAAGACUGGUACAAAAGUCACACGACGUCGACGAAAGGCUCGGAGCCCGUCACCUUCUGAUGAUACUUACCAUCCUGCUCAAAUUCCGCAGACACCGACCAAAACAGGACGAGGCUCGGUAGCCGCUACGCCAACUUCACGAAGGAGCCAAGCCACACCGGGCUCUCGUGUCAAAAGGAGUGCAAGCAAGAGACUUGAGUUUACACCUUUGGCCACACGCAAACUGUCGCCUAGCCAAGUUGAAUCUUCACCUUUCCAGAUAGCACGAUCUCGCUUGCAUGUCUCCUCGGUCCCAACCAGUCUUCCUUGUCGGGAAGGAGAAUUUUCUUUGGUUUAUUCUCAUCUCGAAGCAGCUAUUUCGGAUGGCACAGGUAACUGUAUUUACAUUUCUGGAACACCUGGAACAGGAAAAACAGCGACGGUCCGCGAGGUCGUCUCCAGGCUUGAAGAAGCUGUAGGCUCUGAUGAGCUGGACGAUUUCAUAUUCGUGGAGAUCAAUGGUAUGAAAAUCACGGACCCUCACCAAUCCUAUACCCUUCUCUGGGAAGCCCUUAAAGGGGAGAGAGCUAGUCCAGCGCAGGCUCUUGAUCAUCUGGAAAGAGAGUUCAGCAACCCCAGCCCUCGCCGAAUUCCUUGUGUAGUGCUCAUGGAUGAGCUUGACCAACUAGUCACCAAGAAUCAGGCCGUCAUGUACAACUUCUUCAACUGGCCGACUUUGCGACAUAGCCGUCUUAUUGUACUUGCAGUUGCAAACACCAUGGAUCUUCCCGAGAGAACUCUCAGCAAUAAGAUCAGCAGUCGACUAGGUCUAACGCGUAUCACGUUCCCUGGUUACAAUCACGAACAACUGAUGAAGAUCAUUCAGUCACGACUAGAAGGAGUCCCUGGGAAUAUCGUAGAUCCUGACGCUAUACAGUUCGCCAGUCGAAAGGUAGCCGCAGUCAGUGGUGACGCCCGAAGAGCCCUUGACAUCUGCCGCCGAGCUGUUGAGCUCGCCGAGGCCGAUGCUCCUAGUGAUCCCGCAACUCCAAGCAAGCGAGACAGUCAAACGCAACCCAAAGGUUCAGGUCGCGUUACUAUUGCGACAAUCAAGAAGGCCAUCAACGAGGCAACCACUAAUCCCAUUCAACAACACCUUCGAAGCCUGCCUUUGAUGUCCAAGCUUGUCAUGGCAGCUCUUUUGCUGCGUAUUCGAAGAACAGGUCUUGCCGAGACAACCUUCGGGGACACCCUCGAUGAGAUACACCGUGCCUGCCUUCGAGCUCCAGCAGCACUUCCAGGCGUAGCAGCAGUCCUCAACAAUGGCCUGAAAGGAACGCAGAUGGGAAGUCAGCGCCCAAUGACCAGACCCGGUCACAUUCACACAGCGGCGCUCGAAUUAGUAGCGGCCGGCCUGAUUAACCUUGAAGCUCAGCGCGCAGAGAGGUCCAGUAAGCUCCGUCUUUCUAUUGCAGACGAUGAAGUAAAAAUGGCCCUCCGUGAUGACGGGGACCUUAAGGCUUUGGGUAUCGGUGUAUAACAGUUGUAGUAUAGAACCCGAACGGCGUCCUGCGACAAUUCAUCCUUAAUAAAAACAAACAUACUACCUCUA